AUGGAACUUGACACAAAACAAUAUGAAGAGUUAUUUUAUUUAUCAUCAGGUAUAAGUGAUGAAAUUAAUGAGGAACUUACUAAUUGUCUUUCGACUAUUUUAGGAUACUCCGAAAGUAAAGCCAAUGGGCCUCGUACAUGUCCCAGUUUUACUGCUGAAUCACGUCGAUUCUGGGUUCAGAUAAGAAAAGCUCAAUUUGUAAAUCCAAAUGCUAAUAAUUAUAUUUUUCAAAAUCUAGGUAGAGAAUUGAUAUUAAGCAAACAAAUAAUAAGAUUUAAUGAAAUCGCGAGUACGAAAAGAAAUAAAAUUAUUAAAGCAACAUUAAUUAAAAAAACACCUUUAGGCAUUUGGCGUCCAAUUCUCAUAACAUAUGAUGAGACAGAACUUCAAAAAAGCGAAGGCUCUUUAAAAAAAUUAGAAAUUUUAUCUAUUAUUACCUCUUUAAUUCUUUCUUUAGAUGAUUCAGAUCGAUCACACUUUCAUGGUUUAUCAAAUAAGUCCCGUGAAGAAUUAGUAAAUAUUCUUCAAGAAGUCAAAAAUAUAUUAGCUAAAAAUAACAUUAGUAUUAGUGAAGAAUAA
Molecule: messenger RNA, 579 nt
Organism: Dentiscutata heterogama
Lineage: Eukaryota; Fungi; Glomeromycota; Glomeromycetes; Diversisporales; Gigasporaceae
Source: the annotation of a GenBank genome assembly